Molecule: messenger RNA, 1284 nt
Organism: Dromiciops gliroides (monito del monte)
Lineage: Eukaryota; Metazoa; Chordata; Mammalia; Microbiotheria; Microbiotheriidae
Product: probable E3 ubiquitin-protein ligase TRIML1
Exons: 4
Coding region: 1-1284 (427 amino acids)
Molecular function (GO): zinc ion binding; protein binding
Source: RefSeq, a predicted model, not a curated record
AUGGAUGUCAGAGGGUUAAUUGAAAGCCUAAAGGAGGAUCUCACUUGCUCUAUAUGUCUGGGCUACUUCACUGACCCAGUGACUGUAAAAUGUGGCCACACCUUUUGCACACAGUGUCUUCUCCAGUGUAGGAAGGGAGGUGAUGACACAUUCACCUGCCCAGAGUGCAGAGGACUCAUAAAUUACAGAAAUUUCACACCCAACAAGAGCCUGCAGAAUCUGUCCAACACUGGCAAAAUGCUCAGGCCUCAUUUACUGCAGAGCAUGGUGGGCCUGACCACCUGUGAUCAACAUGGGGAACAAGAGAAGCUCUUCUGUGAGGAAGACCAGAGACCCCUCUGUGAGUCUUGUUCAUUAGCCCCAGAGCACAAGCAUCAUCAUGUUCUUCCCAUGGACAAGGCUACUGAAAAAUACAAGGAGGACGCAAAUUCUCUCAAACAAUCAAUUUUUUCUGAAUAUGAGAAAAUUUACCAGUUCUUACGGAAUGAAGAAAACCAACACCUGCUAAGAUUGGGACAGGAAUUCAGAAACAACAUGGCCAAACAUAAAGUGAACAAAGCCAAACUAUUACUAGAAAUCCAAAAACUCCAAAGAAUGGUAUUAGAUGUGGAGGAGAAUUUGGACAAGGCACCAUCAGAAAUGUUUCGGCAUGCACAAGUGGCCCCAACCACUGUUAUGCCAUCGGAACCUUCCAAGUUGUUCUGUUCUGUAUCUUGCCAGUGGACACAGAUGACACCUGAGGAGAGGGAUAUAACUCUGGAUCCUGAAACAGCCAAUCCUCAUCUCAUCUUGUCUGAAGAUAUGAAGCAUGUCAAGUGUGGAAGUUUCCUACAGAUCCUGCCUGACAGUGAAGAAAUAUCUGUGGAUUAUUUUAUUGUAUUGGGGGCUCAGACCUUUACCUCAGGCAAACACUAUUGGGAAAUAGAGUGGGGAGAUAAUACAGAGUGGGAAGUGGGUGUCUGUAAAGUUUCAGCCAUCCAAAAUGGGAACCUUUCCAUAUUACCUGAGGAUAUAUGUGCACUAGAAGGCUACAGAUGUGUAAAUGAUUUCUUCUUCUGGAAAUUACAACAUGGCCAUUUUGUGAGUGAGCCCAUAGAUAAGAUGGGCAUUUUUCUUGAUUAUGAAAAGGGACAUAUAGCAUUUUACAAUGUCGUAGAAGAAAACCUUAUCUUCAGUUCCCCAGAAAUGAACUUUCAAGGGACUCUUCGCCCUUACUUUGCUCUUUCCCGUCAUAAUGAAGAAGGAACUCUUGCAUCACUCAGUAUAUGUCCCAGGAGCAAGUGA